Suillus bovinus is the source of this 1520-nucleotide messenger RNA. RefSeq names its product UbiA prenyltransferase family. Gene Ontology annotation, cellular component: membrane. The record is from RefSeq and is a predicted model, not a curated record. The transcript is spliced from 4 exons. The coding region runs from base 248 to 1156 and encodes 302 amino acids. Gene Ontology annotation, molecular function: transferase activity, transferring alkyl or aryl (other than methyl) groups. Lineage: Eukaryota; Fungi; Basidiomycota; Agaricomycetes; Boletales; Suillaceae.
CUAACUGUGAUUAUUCUAGUGUCUACACGUAACCCCUGUAGCCUUUUCCCUCCGAAAAUUCUCCGUGCAGUCACUGCAGGUCACAUUGCUACCAGUAGGUUGAUACCGCUUGCGAUGGUAGUGCUACGCUCCUCGGUAUCCGCGCCCAGAGGCCACCGCUAUACGGAACGUAAUGAUGGCGAAUUGAACAUUUUUUUUACAAGAUUAAAAUAAAAAUAAAAAUCCAGCCAUUCUUUCGAACUAUUUAAUGCUGGACGGCGAAACAGAAGUUGCAACAAUCAUGUCUAGCUUCGCAGCGACCGCUUUCCGCAGUGCUUUGCGCCACUGCGAGACUGCUUGGCUUUUCACAGCAUCCGACUUCAAAACACUAAUUUUUCCAAUGAUGGUAUUUGCAGCUGUUGUAUCUCCUUGCCAUGACCCGAUAGCCCUGGCAUGCACUGUGUGCUGGCUCUGGUUCCAUCUCUUCCAAUUCAACGUCUCUAAUCAGUCCUACUCUGCUGAUGAAGAUAGUGUGAAUAAACCGUGGCGCCCUUUACCGUCCGGGCGCAUUAGCGUCGAGAAUUCUCGUGCCUUGCGCUGGGGACUCCUGGUUUUCUGCUUGGGCCUUUCAUCCCUUUUUAGCUUAAAUGUCGUUAUAACUAGCGCAGUGUCCACUGUGAUUACGAUCUUCCACGACGAUCUUCAUCUCAGUCACCAUCCUAUUUUCAAGACCUUAUGCAAUGUAGCGGCUAGCGUCACAGGUGGAGUGGGUUGUUCAUUGAUUUUGUCAGGGGAGUCUUCACUUGACAGAAGGGGCAUAAAAGCGUUCUUGUGUAGCGCGAUUGUCGUAUUAUUGACAAUCCAUGCGCAGGAUUUCGCCGACGUCAAUGGCGAUCGAAAGUCGGGGCGACGAACUCUGCCGAUUGUAGCACCCGAAGGAUCUCGCAUUUAUAUGCUUUGCGUCCUUCCGCUACUUUCUUUUGCUCUCACAAUGUUGUGGAGCAUAGGGCCUCUCUGCAGCAUUUUCUUUAUUUCUCUCGGUUCUUGGAUCGGACUUCGCUACUUUCUCUAUCGUGACGAGAUUAAUGACCAGUGGAGCUACCGCCUGUAUAACAUAUGGGUCAUGGGCGUUCAUGUUUUGCCAGCGAAUGGGCGCUUACCUGUGCUGGGAUGGUAGUCCUGCCUUGUUGCAUCAGGCACUGGGUGUCUGUAUUCAUUGAGCGGAAAGGAACUAUAUUGACUUUACGAACAAACACGAGCAAUCAUUUAUAUCACAUAGUAUGUCGCCAUUCCUCAUAGACCGCUAAAAAUAAUAGUUUGUUUCCUUAUAAUGCGUUUCCGGAGUUCGACAAAGUUUCCUUACUCCUUGCUUCUAGACGUACACUUUGGCCCAUCGCUUUAUUCGUCUAAUUCUGAUUUGUUUCGUAAGAUCAACCGCUUGACAGGAACAAACAAACUUGAGGGUAUAAGCGCUCAUACUGAGAGUGGGGAAGAGCGUGUUGCAUUAGUUAGUGUUUGUGUUAAGUUGAUGGAUUUUUUUG